Debaryomyces fabryi is the source of this 1116-nucleotide messenger RNA. Its product is annotated as NAD(P)-dependent alcohol dehydrogenase. NCBI's taxonomy places the organism in Eukaryota, Fungi, Ascomycota, Pichiomycetes, Serinales, Debaryomycetaceae. Gene Ontology annotation, molecular function: L-iditol 2-dehydrogenase (NAD+) activity; zinc ion binding. The coding region runs from base 1 to 1116 and encodes 371 amino acids. The record is from RefSeq and is a predicted model, not a curated record. Gene Ontology annotation, biological process: D-sorbitol catabolic process. The transcript has a single exon.
AUGGCUCCGGUUUUAAAAAGCUCAGAUUGCGAGGCUCUCCCAGUUUCAAACCCUUGUUUAAUUGUUACACCGGAUCAUAAGCUUAUAGCAGGUAAUGCUCCAAUCCCGGAAUGUCAACCUAAUCAAGUUAAGGUACACAUCAAAUGUACGGGUAUUUGCGGAUCAGACAUUCAUCUUUGGAAAGAAGGAGGUAUCGGUGAUUUGGUUGUUACCGAAAAUUUAGUUUUGGGCCAUGAAACAGCUGGAAAGAUUAUUGAGGUAGGUAGAGAGGUUACAAGUGAUAUUAAGGUUGGCGACAGAGUUGCUAUAGAACCACAAGUCCCAUGUGGAAAAUGCUACUUAUGUUUAAAUGGUCAUUAUAAUUUGUGUGAGGAUGUGGCCUUCUUAGGAGUUCCACCUACUAAUGGCUCUAUGCAAAGGUAUUUAUGUACCAAUCCAAACUUUGUUCAUAAAUUGCCAGAUAAUAUGUCGUACGAGCAAGGUGCAUUGGCGGAAGUUGUUUCUGUUGCUUUCCAUGGUGUUAGAAAGGCUGGAGGUUUGAAACCUGGAAACCCUUGUAUGAUUGCUGGGUGCGGACCAAUUGGAUUAGCUACCUUAUUACUAGCCAACGUAUCAGGUGCUUAUCCUAUAGUUAUAUCUGAUAUCUCUGAUGAAAGGUUGGAGUUUGCUAAAAAAUUAGUCCCUUCUGUUAUGACAUACAAAAACAAUACCACUAUAUCCCCGAAAGAGAAUGCUAUGAAUAUUCGAGCAAUGUUUGGAAAUACUGAAUAUGUUAUGCCCCCGGUUGUUUUAGAGUGUACUGGGUUUGCUUCUUCCAUUAAUACAUGUUGCUACGUAGUUAGAAGAAAUGGUGUUUUAACAAUAUUGGGUGUUUCGGGAAAAAAUGAGUUAGAUGGUUUUCCGUUUAUGCCCUUAUCCCUAGGUGAAGUUGAUGUUAGGUUCAUUAACAGAUAUACAGAUACCUGGCCUGCUGUGAUUAAUUUAAUUAGUUCUGGUAAAAUUAAUGUUGAUAAAUUUGUGACUCAUUCUUUCUCAUUAGAAGAUGCACCUAAAGCAUUAGAGUGUGUUGUUGAUCAAAAGGUACCUACUAUUAAAGUUAUGAUUAAGGACGAUUGA